Messenger RNA from Perognathus longimembris pacificus (Pacific pocket mouse), 714 nucleotides. RefSeq names its product sorting nexin 22 (gene Snx22). The transcript has 7 exons. NCBI's taxonomy places the organism in Eukaryota, Metazoa, Chordata, Mammalia, Rodentia, Heteromyidae. Bases 65 to 646 code for a protein of 193 amino acids. Gene Ontology annotation, molecular function: phosphatidylinositol phosphate binding. The record is from RefSeq and is a predicted model, not a curated record.
CUGCGGUCGGCUCCCGAGAGUUGGGGAUCCGAGGCGCGCGCGCGCGCGCAGGUCGGGAGCGCGGAUGCUGGAAGUUCACAUCCCGUCGGUGGGGCCCGAGGCCGAGGGGCCCAGCCAGAGCCCAGAGAAAGGCCACAUGGUGUUCCGCGUGGAGGUGCUGUGCAGCGGGCGCAGACACACGGUGCCCCGGCGCUACAGCGAGUUCCACGCGCUGCACAAGCGGAUCAAGAAGCUGUGCAAAGUGCCCGACUUCCCCUCGAAACGCCUGCCCAACUGGAGGAGCCGAGGCCUGGAGCAGCGUCGCCGGGGCUUGGAGGCCUACAUCCAGGGCAUCCUGUACCUGAACCAGGAUGUGCCUAAGGAGUUAUUGGAAUUCCUGAGACUUCGACACUUCCCCCGGGACCCCAAGGCCAGCCGCUGGGGCACCCUGGGGGAAUUCCUGCCUAGUGACAGCAGCUCCCAGCUGCACCACCGGCCAGUCAUCAGCUUCCGCGUGGAUCCCUACAUUUACACCCCUUCUCCAGAGCCUCUGCCUGAAGUGGUGGUGACUGGUGUGCUCCAGGGCCUCUACGGCUUCGGCGCCAGCUCGGCAGCAGCGCAGCCGGAGGCCGACUGUCACCCGGACCCCCCACCACCCUUGCUCUGACUGGCCCAGGCCUUGGGCCACCUGACAGGACAAUUAGAUGCCCCGUCCUAUGAGCUCCCUAUCAGGAA